This is a messenger RNA of Arabidopsis arenosa, 3035 nucleotides long. NCBI's taxonomy places the organism in Eukaryota, Viridiplantae, Streptophyta, Magnoliopsida, Brassicales, Brassicaceae. The record is from the annotation of a GenBank genome assembly.
AAAAGAAAAAAAAAAAAAAAGAGUGUUAGAUAAUCAAAUGUGAUGGGAAGUGGAUUCUCCUCCGUCUUACCUUGCUUCAAUCAAGGUCACCGUAACCGCCGUCGUCACUCAUCGACGGCGAAUCCCACUCAUUCCAAUCCGAUUGAGUCUCUCUGUGAGCCGUUGGAUGAGACUUUAGGCCAUUCUUACUGUUACGUUCCUUCUUCUAAUCGCUUCAUUUCUCCGUUUCCUUCCGAUCGAUUCGUUUCUCCUUCUGGUUCUUUCCGGUUAUCUCCUCCGCAUGAACCGGGUCGGAUCCGAGGUUCCGGAUCAUCCGAGCAGCUUCACACCGGGUUUAGAGCGAUUUCUGGUGCUUCUGUUAGCGCCAACACUUCGAAUUCCAAAACUGUCCUUCAGCUUGAAGAUAUUUACGACGAUGCCACUGAGAGCAGCUUCGGCGGCGGCGUUCGGAGCAGUGUUGUCAAUGCCAAUGGCUUUGAGGGAACGUCGUCGUUUAGUGCUCUUCCGCUUCAGCCUGGUCCGGAUCGGUCGGGUCUCUUCAUGUCGGGUCCCAUCGAAAGAGGAGCCACUUCAGGUCCCUUAGACCCGUCGGCCGGAGCGAUUUCGAGAUCUAAUUCCGCCGGCGUGCAUUUCUCGGCGCCGCUCGGUGGUGUAUACUCGAAGAAGAGACGGAAGAAGAAGAAGAAGAGCCUUUCCUGGCAUCCGAUUUUCGGUGGGGAAAAGAAGCAACGGCCAUGGGUUCUUCCGGUGUCGAAUUUCGUCGUCGGUGCUAAGAAAGAGAACAUUGUGAGACCCGACGUCGAAGCCAUGGCAGCAUCUUCCGGAGAGAACGAUUUGCAGUGGGCAUUGGGGAAGGCAGGAGAGGACAGAGUGCAAUUAGCUGUUUUUGAGAAGCAAGGAUGGCUUUUCGCUGGAAUCUACGACGGUUUCAACGGACCCGACGCGCCGGAGUUUUUGAUGGCUAAUCUCUACCGUGCUGUUCACAGUGAGUUACAAGGUUUGUUCUGGGAAUUGGAUGAAGAAGAUGAUAAUCCAACGGUUCCUAAUGAGUUAGGGCAACGAGGUAAAGUUGAGGCUCAAGUCGACGAAAUGGCAAGUUCGAGCUGUCCAGCAACAGAGAAGGAAGAAGACGAGAUGGGAAAGAGAUUGACCUCUUCUUCAUUAGAGGUGGUGGAAGUCAAGGAGAGGAAACGAUUAUGGGAGCUUCUUGCAGAGGCUCAAGCAGAGGAUGCUUUAGAUCUAUCAGGUUCUGAUAGGUUUGCAUUCUCAGUGGAUGAUGCUAUCAGUGCAGGCAAUGCCGCGUCUGUGGGGAGUAAAAGAUGGUUGCUGUUGUCAAAAUUGAAGCAGGGUUUAUCGAAACAAGGAAUUUCUGGGAGGAAGUUGUUCCCAUGGAAGUCUGGUGUGGAGGAGAAUGAAAAUGAGGAGGUAGAUAAUGUUGGAGUAGAAGAACGGGUUGAUAAGAGGAGGAAGAGACGAAAGGCGGGUGCGGUUGAUCAUGAGUUGGUUCUAAAGGCAAUGUCAAAUGGUCUUGAAGCCACAGAGCAAGCAUUCCUAGAAAUGACUGAUAAAGUUCUUGACACCAAUCCCGAGCUUGCAUUGAUGGGUUCGUGCUUACUGGUUGCACUGAUGAGAGAUGAUGAUGUGUAUAUAAUGAACAUAGGGGAUAGUAGGGCUCUUGUUGCACAAUAUCAGGUUGAAGAAACGGGUGCGAAUGUGGAGACAUCAGAAAGAGUAGAAGAAAGACGCAAUGAUGUAGACAGAGACGUUGAAAACAAAGAGCCUUUGGUUGUGGAUAGUAGCGAUAGUACAGUGAACAACGAAGCUCCUCUGCCGCAAACGAAACUGGUUGCUCUGCAGCUAACAACAGAUCACAGCACGAGCAUCGAGGAUGAAGUAACAAGAAUAAAAAACGAGCACCCGGAUGACAACCAUUGCAUAGUGAAUGACAGGGUGAAAGGACGGCUUAAGGUGACCAGAGCGUUUGGAGCGGGAUUCUUAAAGCAGCCAAAAUUGAACGAUGCUUUGCUGGAAAUGUUUCGAAACGAAUACAUUGGUACGGAUCCAUACAUAUCAUGCACACCUUCCCUUCGUCACUACCGGCUAACAGAGAAUGAUCAGUUUAUGGUUCUCUCAUCUGAUGGAUUGUACCAAUACUUGAGCAAUAGGGAAGUUGUUUCUCUUGCCAUGGAGAAGUUUCCAGAUGGAGAUCCUGCUCAACAUGUUAUACAGGAACUUUUAGUCCGUGCAGCCAAGAAAGCUGGAAUGGAUUUUCAUGAACUUCUCGAUAUCCCGCAAGGAGAUAGAAGAAAGUAUCACGACGAUUGCACUGUAUUAGUGAUAGCACUUGGAGGAAGUAGGAUCUGGAAGUCAUCAGGAAAAUACGGAUUUGAACAAAGUCUACAGGAUCAAGACGACAAUGAAGAAACAGUGCUGCGGAAAGAAGUUGUGAGAUUACGAUCCCUGAUCAGGAGGAUGACUGGUAGAGACGACGAUGCGAGCUUCACUGAGCUGCAAGCACUUACAAGUCAUCUCGAGAAUGUCAAGCGCAUUGUGGAGGACCAAAUGGAUAAGAUAAUGCCACCAGACCAAGUUGAAAGCAAACAGAAGAAGAAUAAAGCUGAGGGUGUUGCUACGAGUAUUCCGGUUCCCUCUACUAGCAGCUCUGAACAAAGAGAGGAUAAAGAACUGCUGAAAAUGGAGAGGGAAUUCGAGAGACGAAAAUCUGAAUCCUUGCAGAGCGAGUUCGAGAGAUUAAGGAUUUACAACGAGAGAAUGAACGGUAGAGGUAUCGAGAGUAUGAGCUGCUACCAUGACGUGGUCCAGCUUGAUUCUCAGAUAACUUACGCUUUGAUGAGUUUAUCGGAGCAAAUGACAAGACCACUAGAGGAACAACUUUGCAAGGCAGAGCAGGGCAAGAAUGUAGUGAAGAUUUAUGGUAAGCCUAUUACUGAUGAGAACAAGGAACUGAGGAGAUCUGUUCGUUUGGCCAAGAAGGAGAAAGUCUCUCACUAAGUGGCUGGCAGCUUCUAUCUUGA